AUGUUGGCUAUCAACUGGACAAGCCUCCACCCCUUCACCUUCAUCAUGCUCGGUAUCCCGGGGUUGGAGGCCGCCCACAUCUGGAUCUCCAUCCCCUUCAGCCUGGUCUACCUGAUGGCCUUGCUGGGGAACUGCAUCUUCCUGUGCCUCAUUAGGACGGACCCCAAGCUCCACCAGCCCAUGUACCUCUUCCUCUCCAUGCUCUCUGCAGUAGACUUGAUGCUCUCCACCUCCGCUUUGCCCAAGCUACUCAGCCUUUUCUGGUUCAACGACAGGGAGAUCUCCUUCGAAGCCUGCCUAACCCAGAUGUUCUUUAUCCACUCACUCUCCAUCAUGGAGUCUGGGUUCUUCCUGGCCAUGGCCUUCGACCGCUACGUCGCCAUCUGCCACCCGCUGAGACACUCCGCCAUCCUGACCCACUCAGUUGUCAGGGGGCUGGGGUUGGCUGUCGCCUUCCGUGGGGUGCUACUGCUUAGCCCCUACCCCUUCCUGCUCAGGUGGCUUCCCUACUGUAGGACCAAUGUCAUCGCCCACACCUACUGCGAGUUCAUGGUGAUCGUCAAGUUGGCCUGUGCUGAGACCAGGGGCAUCCGGGCCUAUGGCCUCAUGGUGGCCUUCUUUACUGGUGGGCUGGACUUCCUUCUGAUUGUCUGUUCGUACGUCCUAAUCCUCCGGGCCGUGUUCCGCCUCCCCUCCAAGGGUGCCCGGCUCAAGACCCUGGGGACUUGCAGCUCCCACAUCUGUGUUGUCCUGCUCUUCUACUUUCCAUGCUUCUUCUCCUUUCUCACACACAGGUUUGGCCACCAAAUCCCCCACCACAUCCACGUCUUCGUGGCCAACAUCUACCUUCUGGUCCCCGCCAUGAUGAACCCCAUCAUCUACGGGGCCAGAACCAAAUGCAUUCGCGAGAGGGUCAUCAAGGUCCUUAUCCAAUAG
Molecule: messenger RNA, 936 nt
Organism: Ornithorhynchus anatinus (platypus)
Lineage: Eukaryota; Metazoa; Chordata; Mammalia; Monotremata; Ornithorhynchidae
Product: olfactory receptor 52K2-like
Exons: 1
Coding region: 1-936 (311 amino acids)
Biological process (GO): G protein-coupled receptor signaling pathway
Cellular component (GO): membrane
Molecular function (GO): olfactory receptor activity; G protein-coupled receptor activity
Source: RefSeq, a predicted model, not a curated record